Aphidius gifuensis is the source of this 619-nucleotide messenger RNA. RefSeq names its product protein UXT homolog (gene Uxt). Bases 119 to 556 code for a protein of 145 amino acids. Gene Ontology annotation, biological process: regulation of transcription by RNA polymerase II. The record is from RefSeq and is a predicted model, not a curated record. The transcript has 2 exons. Gene Ontology annotation, molecular function: transcription corepressor activity. NCBI's taxonomy places the organism in Eukaryota, Metazoa, Arthropoda, Insecta, Hymenoptera, Braconidae.
AAAAAAAAAAAUAAAACACAAGUGUACAAGUGUAAGCAACAAUUGUGAGUUUAUAAAUCAACAAUUAAUAGUAAACAAAUAAUAAAAUACAAAACAAUACUGAAACAAACAAAAAACAAUGGAUCCAACAAUAGCAAAAAAAGUAUUACAAUUUGAAACAUUUAUAAAUGACAGAUUAAAAUCUGAUCUCGCUGAAUUAGAAAAGAAAUUGAACGAAAAAAAUUCAGAAAUUGCUGAAUUUUUACAGCUUAAAAGUGUCAUUCUAACAAUGAAAAAUAAUGAAACAAUUGAAAAUGGUUUUAAAACAAAAAUUGACAUUGGAAAUAAUUUUUUUGUUCAAGCAAAUGUUGAAAAUUCAUCAACUAUAUUGAUAGACAUUGGUUUAGGCUAUUUUGUUGAGUUAAAUUUUGAUGAAGCAUUAUCAUUAAUAAAUGUUAGAGUUAAAUUAUUAGAAUUACAAAUUAAAAAUCUUCGUUAUGAAAUUGCAACAACAAAUGCACAUAUUAAAGUUUUAAUAAUUGGCAUUAGUGAUUUACAAGGAUUAAAACAAUCAUAAAUUAUUUUACUCGAAAAUCAAUUGUAAAAUUUUUCUAUUACAAUUAUAUAUUUGUUAUUAAAA